AUGAAGUCCCGGAUUUUUUUUAUAACAUUACUGACAAUAGUUGCCGCUCAAGAAUCCGCAGAUCAGUUAUGCAGUAGUUUCGAUGCCCAGCAGAGCUGUGGACAGUGUAUCAAAGCACAUGCAGAGUGUGCAUGGUGUAUUGAUCCCCACUCUUCCCUUACAAACCGAUGCCAGCUGAAAUCCAAGUUUACCAAUGAGACAUGCACGCCGCACUUGGUGUAUUCUCCACAAACCGCUCAGGUCAAAAUUCAACAAAACUUACCACUUGAAACCAAACAGCAUGAUGGUAAAACCAUUGUUCGACAACAGCCACAAGCGGUUUCCGUCCGUCUAAUGCCAUCUCACUCCGCCACCGUUUCUUUCAAGUACCUGCAUCAAACUGACCCAAGCAGACGGAGCACCGAACCCGAGACUAUGGAAAUUCAGACUUCUGAUGUUAAAGAUACUCCACUGCAAUUGAAAUUUUUCAUUGUCUGUGAUGGAGAGUUGAAGGAGACCAAGUCGUGCCGUGUGCAGAAUAAUCAAAUCGUUGAAUUUAAGAUUGAAGUUCUCGUCAACUCGUGUUCCAGUACCGGCGAUAUUACACUAUCAGUAGGUAUUCUUAGACAACGCACAAUUGCUGGCCUCUACGUCACCACGAUUUGCGGGUGUGAAUGCGAAAAGCAUCCGGAAAUCAAUUCUCGAUUGUGCCAUCAAAACGGACAUCUCGUCUGCGGACAAUGUGUUUGUGAUCAGUCACGUGGUGGGGAUAAAUGUGAAUGUCCGCUUGCUUCGCAUGGAGUUUCCAAGGCUUCUGAAUUGGAGGACAAGUGCAGAUUCAAUUCAUCUUCCCCAGUAUGCAGUGCAUCUGGAAAAUGCAAGUGUGGACAAUGCCAAUGCAACAAACCUACUGUGACCGGCAAGUUUUGUCAAUGCGACAACGACAGCUGCCCGUUGGCGGUCAAUGGAAAAGUGUGCUCUGGAAACGGAGUGUGCGACUGCGGAGUUUGCAAAUGCGAGAUGGGAUGGGAACGUGAUGAUUGCUCGUGCUCGACGGCAUCCAACAAUUGUGUGGACAAUGGGGAACUGUGCUCGAAUAAUGGGCGGUGUGAAUGCAAUCGUUGUGUUUGUAAUAUGGGGAAAACUGGGGCCUUCUGUGGAUCUGACGAAAAGACACCAGCCCCAGAGGAGAAGGAUAAGCCAGAAUCGGUGCCGGAGGAGCCAGAAGCCACUGAAAAACCAGACGACAUGCCGUCUGACAGUGAUCUUGAGAAGGAACUGGAUGAGUCAUCGAGUGCGAAGGAAGAGCAAACUUCCUCCAGUGGAGUUGUGUCGCGAGUUUGUGUAUUGUUAACCUUUUUUCUUCUUGUUCUGAAUUUUUAAGUAAAGCAAUGAGCUCGAUUUUCGAUUUCUAGAUUGCUCUUUCAUCCUCUCUCGGUUUUCGAAAGUUGAACCCCACUUCUUUACACAUGUUUCUAAUGAUGCAUGUGUAUUAUAGGUACUUAAUUUAAUUUGGAAAUUGCUGUAAAAAAGUGUACCGCUUUUUAAAUGUGAUUUUCAGGUUUAAGAGAAACCUUUUUUAGCCUGAAAAGUUAAAAUAAUUUAGUUUUACUUUCAAAAUGCGUGCCUAUAAUACACAAGUUUUUUUUACCUUAUAUCUACAUUUCUCAAUAUGGUUUAUUUCUAAACAGUCAACUUGUCAUACUUGGUAAAAUCAUCCGUUAAUUUAUUCAGAGUAUCAAAUUGUACUUGAUAUGCUUUUGGAUAAAAGUUU
This is a messenger RNA of Caenorhabditis elegans, 1753 nucleotides long. RefSeq names its product Integrin beta epidermal growth factor-like domain-containing protein (gene C05D9.3). Lineage: Eukaryota; Metazoa; Nematoda; Chromadorea; Rhabditida; Rhabditidae. The record is from RefSeq and is marked reviewed. Gene Ontology annotation, cellular component: membrane. The transcript is spliced from 12 exons. Bases 1 to 1362 code for a protein of 453 amino acids.